AAUAAUUCGAACGAAAAACCCAGAUUAAUGAAAUUAAUGAAAUUAAUUAAAUUAUAUUAUGUUAUAUUAUAUUUAAAUUAUAUUAUUAGGGUCUCGAUUAGAAGGUAGAAUAAAGAAUAGAGGCUGAAAAGUGAGAUAUCAAGUGUCAUUGUAACGGGUGGUGGACGGAUGGAUGGAUGGAUGAUUAGUGGUGGAAAGACGUGGCCGAGGGGAAGCACGCUGGGUUGUUUCUGGGCACUUGGUGCCUGCCUGCCAGCGUUCACCUUUAUAGAAGAAGCGUCCUGUAGACGGAGCGCCUCUUGUUUUAUUGUGGCUGGCAGCAGACGCAAGCAGAACGCAACAGCCUGGUUCCCCUGCGGAGACAAGAAAAAUGCAAGGUUCCAAAAGCGGCGGACGGCGCAGGGCCAAUUAGCCCCCGAGCCGUUGCUUAGUGCUUGAACUUCUUGAUCAUGAAGAGGAUGAAGACGGUACAACCGAUAACGAAAAGUAAGCAGAAGACAACGAUAACACCGGCUGGUAACAUUAUGGAUUGGCUAGUAGGGAAGGAUUGGCUGGUUCUAGGAAUCACAGAAGGACCGACAAAGCCAAAGGCAACCACAAGAAGAAGAGACGACGCAGAAAGAAACAGAAGAAGAGAGGAAAGAGAGACAGUUAAGAGUCAGCGGACCUUGGGUGCACUGCAGUAGCGCUGGGCGGAGUGGAGAGCGGUGGAGAAGAGACGCUGCUGGAAAAAAGCAGCACUGCCGGGCACACCAGCUUCCACGGACACACUGCCGCUUCUGUCUCUGCCCCGAGCGUGCGCCCGACAACAAUGGCAAUACCACAACAAGCCCGCCAGCCAAACAGAACAGACAUACCGGUGCUGGC
Pichia membranifaciens NRRL Y-2026 is the source of this 867-nucleotide messenger RNA. RefSeq lists its product as hypothetical. Bases 169 to 438 code for a protein of 89 amino acids. NCBI's taxonomy places the organism in Eukaryota, Fungi, Ascomycota, Pichiomycetes, Pichiales, Pichiaceae. The record is from RefSeq and is a predicted model, not a curated record. The transcript has a single exon.